This is a messenger RNA of Nymphalis io (European peacock), 1675 nucleotides long. RefSeq lists its product as uncharacterized. Gene Ontology annotation, cellular component: microprocessor complex. The coding region runs from base 213 to 1439 and encodes 408 amino acids. The record is from RefSeq and is a predicted model, not a curated record. The transcript has 9 exons. Gene Ontology annotation, molecular function: primary miRNA binding; identical protein binding; heme binding. Gene Ontology annotation, biological process: primary miRNA processing. NCBI's taxonomy places the organism in Eukaryota, Metazoa, Arthropoda, Insecta, Lepidoptera, Nymphalidae.
AGGUAUAUGCGAAUUUGCAGCUUAUUAUCUCGUUCCAAAGUUGACACUUUUAAAUGUUUAAAUGUCUGGGCUAUGCGGAUUUUUAUCUAGAUGCUUUAUAAAUAUUGAGUCCUAUUAUAUCUAGAUGCACUGAACUUACCCCUUUUUCAUCGGAAGUGGCACCGAGUGCAUCAUCUUCAUACAACUUCAAAGGAUCAGGGAAGCUCUUGAAAAUGAGUGAAGGAAAAGAAAAAUGUUUCCCGCCUGAAAAAGGAGAAAAACCGACACUUCAAAAUAAUAAUGAUGGUGAUGGCGAAAUCUACAAUGGCAACAAAAACUCUUCAUGUUUAGAAAAAAUGGAUAUCGAUGAUAAGGCUAAUAUUGCUGCUCCCAAGGAGUCGAAUAAAGCCAAGGGGGGCUUUAAUAAGCCAACGGAAAAGAACUCUAAGGAGUCUGGACAAUCAUUGUCGGCUCAAGCUACUGAUGAAAAAACAAACGGUAAUGCUGGCAAAGGCGUAACCGACAGUGCCAUUGAAAAAUCUUCAUCAUCUCUGAAGAAAAUGGAUAUAGAUGAUAAGACUAACAAUGUAAUUUCUCCCGUGAAAAUGCUUAAAGUAGAAAAAAUAAUAAAACAAGAAAACAUUAAGAAAGAACCUAAAGAGUCUGGACAAUCAUCGUCUGCUCAAACUGUUGAUGAAAAAGGGACUAAACGAAGAGAGUCACUUCCGCCCGACUGGAAGAUGGUAUGGCAUGAUAGUGGUGUGCCGAUCUAUUUGCAUAAGCCCACGCGUGUGUGCACUCUUUCCAGACCAUAUUAUCCAGAAGCGACAAAGGGUAUUCCUUUGAGCGCUAUACCUUGUGUGUCUCAAAGACGUGCUUUAGAAUACGGAGAUAAAAAGAUUCAAUGUGGUCGGAUAGUCCGAAACGAGAUGCGUAUUAAAAAAUCCACGGAAACUCAAAAACAUCAGAAUUUGAAACAAUUUCAAAAUCAAAUGGAGGAUAACCUUCCUGUAUCUUCAUGCAGUGCUCAGGUUAAAAUAAAAAAGGAACCAUCUAUUGAAGAAAACGCAAUGGACGUAGUAGAAGGGGGUAAUAAUGAGAAACAGGAUGUAGCUGCUUGCGUAGGUUACGCUGUUAAUAAGGGUUGUAGUGGUUUUUCUAGUAGCAGUGGCAGUAGCCACAUGCCAUCGAUUAAGAAUAACACUGCGCCUGCGUCACAGCAAAGCGAGUCUCCGAACACUAAUAGUGGAAACUCUACACCACCGCAAAGUAAUGAGCGUAAAGGCUCAAAUAAAAUCGCAAUGAAGCCCGUUAAGUACACGCAAUCUAAUCAAACCAGCCGGCCGGUAAGGCCAGAUAUCUAUCCUCGUCGAGAUCCUUAUUUGUCUUCGACAUCCAACAGCUACAAUCCACAGUCACGUCGUCAUGGAUUCCGAGCUAUGCCAACUAACGAGAUGUAGUCUCUAACGAGGCUCGCUACCUCUUCAUGUUUCACGCCUGCGGCACUCUUCGCAAGCAGCCUUCCUUUUUGUAUAAGCAAUGCGCUAAAUCAUUAAAGCUAUCGUGACGAUCGGAAACGAUCAGUAUGGAGUGGGCUACGGCUACAGCAAGCGGGAGUCUAAGUUCAACGCCGUACGUGAUUCUAUGAGAAGGCUUAUACCUGAGAUGCGUUGGUUUUUACUACAGCCAGUAUCAU